CAUUGUUUCCAUCUUCACGACGCAAUCUGUCUGCGCACUGGUUUUUCUCGCUGGUUGUUCUUAAACGAAACAAGAAAAGAAAAACAAAGAAAACAAAGAAUUGCCUGCGUAUUAAGUGUUUGUAUCACACACACAAAAAAGAGAACAGGUCGAUCUCUCGUUCGUGCACAUUUCAUCCACUCCUCCACCCCAGAACAACACCCUUCGACAAAGAACCUCACCUCAGCUCACCUCCCCCAUCUCGCUUUCCUAAAACCACAACUCACGUCGAUCUCUCUCUCAAUCACCCGCUGGAGAUACCACCCUAGUACCAAACGAAAGAGAAAACACACAAACCUGAUAUACUCCACACAACCCAAACACGCGCAAAACACAGGACCGACCCAAAAGAAAGCAAUGGCCGAUAACGCGACGGUCGCGUCCCUUCUGGCUGCACUAACUCAACGAGCCCAGCAACAGCAACAGCAACAACAACAACCGCAAGCAACACAACAACACCAGCAAGUCUACCCAAACAUCGCGCAAUUCGCCGCGGCCGGAGGCGCCUUACAAUCCCCUCCCCUGCCCCAAUACGCCGUCCCCGCCGCAAACAACCCGCUCCUAGCACAACUCGCGGCGCUGCAGAGCCAGGCCAACCCCGGCGCGGCGAGUGCUGCGCUGGCGGCGCUGACGGCUGCUACGGCUGCGGGCGGGAGCGCGAGCGCGAUUCAUGUGCCGCCGCCUUCGAAUUCGGGGUAUUUGGAUAUAAACCAGUUGAGCAAAGCUGAUCCUAGAGAUAGUCUGUCUAUCGGAGAGUACUACGGCAAAGUCUUGGACCGGGAUCGGAAAGGAGGCUCCUACGACAACUCAGACUCUCGAGACCCGCGCAGUCGAUUCCGAGAUCAAAGUCGAGAAUACCACGACCGCGACCGUGAUCGCGACCGUGAUCGUGACCGCGACCGCGGCCGGCGCAGAGACCACUCGCCUCCUCGCCUGCGCCCCGACGAACGCGUCCGCGAAUGCAGUCCGCGACGAGACCCGUCCCCCGGCGGAACGGUGACCGCCUCUCUCGUCGUCAAGACGCCGUUCGUGGGACUAAUCAUCGGGCGCGGCGGCGAGACGCUGAAGCGGAUCGAGCAGGAGAGCGGGGCGCGGAUACAGUUUAUCACGAACGGGAUCGAGGGGCCUGAGCGGGUUUGCCAUAUCUCUGGCAAGCCGUUCCAAAUCACGGUCGCGAAGAGGACGGUGGUGGAGAUGAUUGAGUCUGCGCUUGUCGAUGGACGGGGGAAACCGUUGCCGAAUGGCGGGGGGUCUGCUAUGCGGUACUGAUAUCUCUACUAAGCUUAAACGUUGUGGCUUAUCUCUAAUAAAAGCAUUUCUUCGUAU
Myxozyma melibiosi is the source of this 1365-nucleotide messenger RNA. RefSeq lists its product as uncharacterized. Gene Ontology annotation, biological process: regulation of gene expression. Bases 397 to 1308 code for a protein of 303 amino acids. The transcript is spliced from 3 exons. Gene Ontology annotation, cellular component: cytoplasm; nucleus. NCBI's taxonomy places the organism in Eukaryota, Fungi, Ascomycota, Lipomycetes, Lipomycetales, Lipomycetaceae. Gene Ontology annotation, molecular function: mRNA binding. The record is from RefSeq and is a predicted model, not a curated record.